UUCAACCACAGAAGAUGCUGUCUUGAAGAUUCAAGGCAGAAACACAAGCAUUUCCUUGUUUGCUGCCAACGACUGUCGUGUAUUGACUUUCAAACUUUGCUUUGAUACCAAUUCAAAGAAUGCUCUUUCCAAGGCACGCCAUAUGUUUGAUGCUUUCAUGGAUAGUCGCUCUGUCCCUGUAGAUGAUACUUUACAUAACAAUACUUUUAACGGCUCUCCUAGUCCCGAAGAUAUACGUCACAUCAGUCCUUCUGUGAUGCAUCACAUCGAUCACCCUGAAUCAUGUAUGUAAAACAAAAAAAAAAUAUUACGCACGCACGCACACGCACACACAUACGCAUGCACACAUUUAAUUUCCCUAUUAGUAACUGACUCUCUUUUUAUAGAUGAAGGUGGUCAUACCAAAAAUAACAAUGUAACGGAAUUAAUGGAACCUCGUCGUAGUAAUAAUCCUCAUUUCUUUCAACAAACCCCUAAAAAGUCUUUGUCGCAUUCCAAGCAAGAUGCCAUUCAUUUCUUUGGUAACUCCAAGAGAAAUUUCGAGCAACCUUCCAACGACGAAUUCAAUGUUUGGUCCGAAAAUCCUAUUAGCCAUGAGAGUCAAAAGAAUAUGAGUAACUUUGAAUCACAUAAUGAUAUGAGUUUUCGUGCGAGAUCAAGCAGAAAUACUGGGACUUACGAAGGGUCUAAAUCACAACAAUUUUACUACCCACGACCCGAGUUGAAGCCCAACUUUUCGACUUCUUCUGCCAGUAACCGAUUUGCGAAUAAUACGACGAACGAUUUAAACUAUAACAUGAACAAUAAUUAUUACCAAAUUGGUCAGCAUGGAGACUACCUUCCUUCGCCUUCUUCCUCUACAUCUGGAAGCGAUAAUCCAUUUGCCCCCAUUGGUUACUCGAGACAAAGAAGUACCUCCUUAUUACCCACGAUUGGAAGUCAUCAUAUCAGCACCAGUAGCCAUCUUGUUAAUAAUAAUGAAAUGAAGAACACAAAUUCAUUCAGUGCCUAUCCUUUGUAUGUACCUUCUUCUUCCAGAGUCAGCGUUGCCACCCCUAAUGAUUAUUAUAUGAUGAAUUCCCGAUUAUAUCCUCUAGAAAGCAGAAAAAACCCCUCUAGCUCACUCAGCACACCAAUCCCUGUCGCCGUCAAUAGCAAUACUGAUAACUCGAUGCCAAAUAAUACUCAACGAUUCAAUUUUUAUUGAAUGAUAUAAUAUACCCAACAAUAUCUAUUUUAUAUACCUUUUGAAACAAAACAAACAAAAAAACACGACAUUUUCUUUUUUUUUUAAAAAACAAAAAAAAACAAAAAAAAAAUAUAUAUAUA
Mucor mucedo is the source of this 1329-nucleotide messenger RNA. RefSeq lists its product as uncharacterized. The record is from RefSeq and is a predicted model, not a curated record. Lineage: Eukaryota; Fungi; Mucoromycota; Mucoromycetes; Mucorales; Mucoraceae. The coding region runs from base 428 to 1207 and encodes 259 amino acids. The transcript is spliced from 3 exons.